Alternaria postmessia is the source of this 2667-nucleotide messenger RNA. RefSeq lists its product as uncharacterized. Lineage: Eukaryota; Fungi; Ascomycota; Dothideomycetes; Pleosporales; Pleosporaceae. The record is from RefSeq and is a predicted model, not a curated record. Gene Ontology annotation, molecular function: protein binding. The transcript is spliced from 2 exons. The coding region runs from base 1 to 2667 and encodes 888 amino acids.
AUGCGACUGCUGUACACCGCAAGCGACGGGACGCUUCGAUGGACAAAGGACAUCAUACGUAGCGAGGAGAUUCCUCCCUAUGCGAUCCUCUCGCACACCUGGGGGGAGCAGGAAGUGGUCUUUGAUGAUCUGAAAGACAUCGUACACGCACAACGCAAGGAGGGAUAUCAGAAGAUCCGCUUCUGCGCGCAACAAGCUAAGCUUGAUGGUCUAGACUACUUCUGGAUUGACACUUGCUGCAUUGACAAGGCGAACAACACGGAACUAUCAACAGCGAUCAACUCUAUGUUUCGCUGGUAUCGGAAUGCAGAAAGAUGCUAUGCUUUCCUUUCAGACGUCGGGAACGUCACUAUGGAAGGUAAUGGCGAGUCGGUGUUCAGGCAGAGCAGGUGGUUUAAGCGAGGCUGGACCCUCCAGGAACUCCUUGCUCCUCACUCCGUCGAAUUUUUCUCUAGACACGGAGCGCGGUUGGGUGAUAAGGAGUCGUUUAAGCACACUAUACACGAGGUCACAGGCAUUCCAAUCGAAGCUCUGUCGGGAAGCGACUUGUCCGAGUUCGACGUUGCUGAACGUUUCUUGUGGGCAGCGGAUCGACAGACAACAGAGGAAGAAGAUGAAGCCUAUUGUCUGUUCGGCAUAUUUGGUGUCCACCUACCGCUGAUCUAUGGCGAAGGCAAAGACAACGCCCUUGAACGGCUGAGAAGCGCGGCUGUUCUGAAACAUAAGGGCCGCAGUCAAGACCAAGAAGAGAAGCUUGGCAAGAUACGCAUCUGGCUUUCGGCGCCUGACCCGUCUACCAACUACCACAAAGCGCACAAGCAGCGGCAGGCUGAGACCGGAGUCUGGUUGCUAGAGGGUGAGCAGUUCACGAGAUGGAGAGAGCGUGCAGCAUCGCGACUGUGGCUGUACGGGAUCCCAGGAUGUGGAAAGACGAUCCUAAGCUCUACUGUUAUCGAGCAUCUGCUGCAGUACUGCCAUGAUGACACUAGCAUGGUGAUGGCGUACUUCUAUUUCGACUUCAAUGACACACAGAAACAGGAUCCAGAGCUCAUGCUGCGCUCGCUGCUAUGCCAGCUCCUCCAAAGUUCGGUCGGGAUACCUAAGGGCGUUGACGCGUUGUUCUCAUCUUGCGAGAACGGAAAACGACAGCCGCCAUUGCAUAUGCUUCUAGAAGUGACACGGCAGGCGAUGCAAGAGUUCACCCAGGUCUACGUUAUUCUCGACGCACUUGAUGAAUGUACACAGCGCUCAGAGCUGAUGGAUAUGCUCGAGACGGUGGCUAGAUGGCAGCUUGACAACCUACAUCUGCUGAUGACUAGCCGGAAAGAGCGAGAUAUCGAGACGUGCUUAGAGGGUUACGUUAGGGAAGAGGACACUGUGUGUCUUCAAAGGGACGUAGUGGAUCAAGAUAUACAGCGUUACGUUCAACAAAGGCUGCGUGACAAGAAGAGCUUGGCAAAAUGGACUAAGGACGCUGCGAUUAGCCAAGAGGUUGAGGAUGCACUAAUGCGAGGGGCUCACGGGAUGUUUCGAUGGGCUGUAUGCCAGCUGGACACGUUGGCAAAGUGUCGCAACCUAGUGAUGCUGCGCAAUUCACUCGCCACUUUACCGCAAACGCUAGACCAGACAUACGACCGCAUCCUUACCGCCAUAAGUAAAGAGGACUGCGUGUACGCGAUGCGCAUCCUACAGUGGCUAACGUUCUCUGCCCGGCCGCUUUCUGUCACAGAAGUUGCUGAAGUUGUCGCUAUCGAUGUUGCGCGCGACCUAGCGUUUAACCGCGAUGAAGUGCUAGUAGACCCGCUAGAAGCGCUGGACAUCUGCUCUAGUCUAGUCACCAUUACGAAGAACGAAGAGGACGGAAGGCUAGGUUCUACCCAACAAAUCAUCGCUCUAGCACACUACUCGGUGCAGGAGUACCUCGUUUCGGACAGAAUCAGACAAGGGUCAGCAAAGCAGUACAGCAUGCAAGAGGCCGCAUGUCAGAGUGCAAUAACGAGAGGUUCUUUGAAGUACCUGAUGCAGCUCCAGCAGCCAUUAGAAGAAGAGACAUUACAAGUGUUUGCAUUUGCGAGGUACUCAGCAGAAUUCUGGAGCAGCCACCUUCGAAAGACAGGGGACGAGGGAGAACAAGCCAGUCAGCUAGCGGCGAGUUUAAUGGCCAGAGAAAAGCCUGCAUAUCUUACCUGGAUCCAGUUGCACGAUCCAGACCGUAGCUGGGAGGGGACAAAUUCAAAGAAAAGUCUCGAUAGUGUGCCUAUGCCGCUUUACUACGCCGCAUUGUUAGGCUUUAGCACGGUUACAAGACUGCUACUCGACGCGGGCGCUGAGGUUAACGCGGAGGGUGGAUACUACGGCAACGCACUGCAGGCAGCUUCAUACGGAGGCCACGAGCAGGUAGUCAAGACGCUGCUCGACAAGGGCGCCGAGGUCAACGCGGAGGGUGGACACUUCGGCAACGCACUGCAGGCAGCUUCAGAAGGAGGCCACGAGCAGGUAGUCAAGAUGCUGCUCAACGCGGGCGCCGAGGUCAACGCGGAGGGUGGAGUCUUUGGCAACGCACUGCAGGCAGCUUCAGCUAGAGGCCACGAGCAGAUAGUCAAGAUGCUGCUUGAUGCAGGUGCGCAUCAACACCUGGAGGAUGAUCUUGCGUCAAGGCCUGAAUAG